AGAGCAAAGGGAAAAAGCAGCAAGUGAAAAGUGGACAUCCAGCACAUGCACACAGUUAGCGAACUUCCCUGAUCGGAGUCAGUCCAGCCGUGAUGUAGCGCUGUUUCUGGAUCUUUGCCAGAGUUAGAGCACAGGUCACAGUUCAGGGAGUCCAUUCUGACCCAGUGGACUGAGGUCCAGAGUGAGUGGUGGACUGAGGUCCAGAGUGAGUGAUGGACAGAGAAAGACAUCCCCAUCUCAGGAAUAAGGAGGACAUGGUAAUGUUGCCAGCAUUGUCGCGAGUGGCAGUGUGUGGUGGCACCCAUGGCAAUGAGCUCUCAGGUGUCUACCUGGUGCGUGAGAGGCUGAAGAAAAGGAAGAAGAGCCAGGUGAUGGAGCCAGCUGCUGUGGUGACAGUGAUGUCGAACCCACGUGCUGUCCAGCGGUGUGUGAGAUACACAGAGAUGGACCUGAACCGCUGCUUCACAGACGCCAUGCUAAGUCUCUCCCUCUCUGACCAGACUCCAUAUGAACUGGUUCGUUCUCAGGAGCUGAACUCUCUGCUUGGUCCUAAAGGCUCUGCUGAAGCUGUGGAUCUGAUCUGUGAUCUACACAACACCACUGCCAACAUGGGCCUGUGCCUCAUCACAUACUCGGACAGCGACUGGAUAUGCCUGCACAUCUGCAAAUAUCUGCAGAGGGAGAUGGCCACCAUCCCAGUGAGAUACAUCCACUAUGACAUCCCACAGAGUGAAGCCUACUCAUUGGACUCAGUGGGAAAACACGGCUUUGCGAUGGAGAUUGGCCCUCAGCCUCACGGUCUAAUCAGAGCCAACAUCUUUAUGGCCAUGCAGGAGGCAGUUCAGCUAUUGUUGGACUGGGUUCGGCUCUUUAACUCAGGGGCUCAGUUCGAAGGUGGUUCUGUGGAUGUUUACACGUUGGUGAAGAACAUCGAUUAUCCUCGAGAUCCUCACACUCACACCAUCAUAGCAGCUGUGCAUCCCGACCUACAGGACAGGGACUUCUGUCUCCUUCACCCAGGCGACCCCAUGUUCCUCUCUUUCUCUGGAGAGACUCUGAGGUAUAAAGGGAAAGAGCCGCUCUAUCCGUUCUUCAUAAACGAGUCUGCGUACUAUGAGAAGGCCGUGGCACUCUCUCUGGCCAGAAGGAGAAAAGUGGAAAUUCCAGCCAUCCGGUCCAGCAGAACUUAA
Colossoma macropomum (tambaqui) is the source of this 1190-nucleotide messenger RNA. Its product is annotated as N-acyl-aromatic-L-amino acid amidohydrolase (carboxylate-forming) B-like. The transcript is spliced from 7 exons. The coding region runs from base 213 to 1190 and encodes 325 amino acids. NCBI's taxonomy places the organism in Eukaryota, Metazoa, Chordata, Actinopteri, Characiformes, Serrasalmidae. The record is from RefSeq and is a predicted model, not a curated record. Gene Ontology annotation, molecular function: aminoacylase activity; hydrolase activity, acting on ester bonds.